AUGUUUGCCUUCCUCUCGCCCCUUUCUUCGUCGAUCGCCGCUCCAGCCCUCGGCCCCAUCGGACACGACCUUCAUAUCAACAGCGAGAUUGAACUUCAGCUGGUCCUUUCAAUAUUUCUUCUGACGUAUGCCUUCGGACCUUUCAUCUUAUCGCCAUGCUCGGAAAUAUGGGGACGCACGCCUAUCGUCAGAGUUGGCAACAUCAUCUUCAUCCUGUUCACCACUCUAUGCGGCUUCGCCACAUCGAAGGGACAGAUCAUAGCAUUCCGGUUCAUGGCCGGUAUUGGGGGAAGUGCAACAACAGGAAUGGGCAGUGGGGUCCUGACGGACUGCUGGCGGCCAGAAGAAAGGGGCAAAGGACUUGCCAUGAUGCAGCUUGCACCAGUCAUAGGCCCUGCUGUCGGUCCCAUUGUUGGCGGCUACAUCUCACAAUACGCCAGCUGGCGUUGGGCUUUCUGGACUGUUGUUCUCGUCAACGUCUUCGUACAGAUCAUUGCCUUUUUCCAACUCCGGGAGACCUAUGCACCUCGGCUUCUCGUUUUGAAAGCUCGGAAACUCCGCCAAAGUACAGGAGAUCCCUCAUACCAGGCGGCCACUGAGUUACAGCAAAAGACACUCGCCAGUGUACUUCGAAUCAGCCUGUCUAGACCAUGGAUCAUGCUGGGGACACAGCCAAUCAUCCAAAGCCUAGCAUUACUACAGGCCUUCAACUUCGGUCUCCUCUAUCUCGUUAUCUCAAGCUUCCCGACGUUAUGGGAAAAGCAUUACGGCUUGGAGAAAGGGCGAGCCAGCUUGAACUACAUCUCAAUCGCGACAGGGUCCCUAGUAGGAGUACUCAUUUGUGCACCAUCCAUGGAUAUCGUUUACCGGAGACUGAAGCACCGCUUCGGUCUCGGUAAAGACCAGCCCGGUAUUCCCGAAUUCCGCAUCCCGUUGAUGAUCCCAUGCUCAUUGGUAACGCCUUUGGGUAUUCUGUUGUUUGCUUGGUCAGCACAACAGAAGAUGUAUUUUUUGAUUCCCAAUGUUCUUGUCAUUGGCUGCGGUGUUGCCGGGCCGGUCGUUGCGUGUUUAUUGAAGCAGAAGGGCUACGAGCCCAUCAUCUUCGAGAAGUCCGAAGCCCCUGGAGAUGUUGGAGCAUCUCUCAUGAUCUGUCCAAACGGCCUCAAAGUCCUCAACUUGAUAGGUCCCCUACCCGACAAGCUGCUUCAGAACGGUCCUCCUGUGUUAGAGUUGUGCGACUACAAGGCUUCCGGAGAAGUGCUCGGCAGAUCUGAUAUGCCAAACGAGUUUGCCAAGCGAUACAGCCAACCUGCCGUUGGUAUUAAACGGACACUUAUUACUGCUUGGCUGAGAGAAUUGGCCCAGGAGAAGGGGAUAGAAGUCCGAGAGGGUUGGAAGUUGGAGCAAAUUAAAGAAAACGAGAACUCGGUCACGGCAUUUUUCGAAGGAGACAAAUAUGAGGUCGGCAGCUUCUUAGUAGGCUGCGAUGGACUGAAAGCGGCGACUCGAAAAAUCCUUCUGGCGCGAGGCGGCAUAGAAGAGGGAGUGCCUUCCUUCACUGGGCUGACGCAGACGGCAGGGAUUUCUCCAACUCCAGAGGCCUUCCGGAAAAGUCCCAGCUUGAGCAACUGGUAUGGUGAACUAAGCCACGUCAUCUGCUACCCUAUCACGCACGACAAGUCGUCAUGGGCUCUCACGCUGCCUGGUAAUGAAGUAGAAGAAGCUUCAUGGGGUCUUUUCGACGAUGAAAGGAGAGCUGUCGAAAAGGAGAAGAUGAACGAGAUACUCAAUCUAAAAACCUGGGAUCCGGUCGUACUAGAACUGGUGAGCUCGGCGCAGAGGCUUAUGAAGUAUGGCAUCUACGAUCGACCUGAGUUGUCCGCCGAUCAGUGGUACUCCGGCCGUUGCGUUAUGGUUGGCGAUGCCGUGCAUCCAACUAGUGUUCAUCUUGGGCAAGGGGCUAAUCAAGCUUGUGAGGAUUGCUACUAUCUGUUCGAGAAGAUGCCCAACUUCGAGACCACAAGUGCUUUGUCGAAUUCAAUUCUUACUGAAGCUUUCAAGUCGUAUGCGGCAAAACAGCAGCCACAUACUUCAACGCUAGUAAAGGGGGCACGAAUGAUAGGCCAGGCUCGAGUUGCAGCCCCUGAGUUUUGCUCUCAACGUGAUGAAACCAUCUCGAAGAGCAUGGCAGACCGUGCAGCUCUACAAGAAAAGUUCGAUUUCAUGUAUUCUCGGCCAUUUUAA
This is a messenger RNA of Colletotrichum karsti, 2244 nucleotides long. RefSeq lists its product as uncharacterized. Gene Ontology annotation, molecular function: transmembrane transporter activity; FAD binding. The record is from RefSeq and is a predicted model, not a curated record. Gene Ontology annotation, biological process: transmembrane transport. The transcript has 6 exons. NCBI's taxonomy places the organism in Eukaryota, Fungi, Ascomycota, Sordariomycetes, Glomerellales, Glomerellaceae. The coding region runs from base 1 to 2244 and encodes 747 amino acids.